Molecule: messenger RNA, 2197 nt
Organism: Anopheles merus
Lineage: Eukaryota; Metazoa; Arthropoda; Insecta; Diptera; Culicidae
Product: cocaine esterase
Exons: 3
Coding region: 55-1959 (634 amino acids)
Source: RefSeq, a predicted model, not a curated record
UUGCUCCAUUCAGUUGGCUUUGAGAGCUGCGCACGAGCUCAAGGAUAAAGCAAAAUGUUGCGGAAGAAACCAUUUCUCCGGCAUGCGGUGGCAUUCUGUGUGCCACCGCUGCUGGCCCUGCUAGCCGCACCGGGUGAAGCGAUCGUUGGUGGCAUCCGAUCCGCCACGCCACCGCUCGACGAUCCGGUCGUAUUUGUGCGCGUCGGAGGCCGUGCGGCACGCGUCGAGGGACUGCGCAAUCGCAACACCGGCCUGUACUCAUUCCGUGGCAUUCACUACGCGGAACCCCCGACCGGACAGAACCGGUUCGCACGGCCCCAGUACCGCCAUCUGAGCGGAGACGUGAAUGCGACGCGCAACGGGCCACCCUGCCCGCAGCCGGAACCGUCCAAUCCGUACCGCGUGAUCGGGCACGAGGAUUGCCUGCUGCUGAACAUCUUCACGCCCCAGAUGCCGGACGAAACGACCGGGCUGCCGGUGGUGGUGUGGAUCCACGGCGGUGGCUACCGGUACGGCUCCGCCUCCCAGUACGGUGCGGAACCGCUGACCUCGAACGGCGUGAUCUUUGUACCGAUCCAGUACCGGCUCGGCUCGUUCGGCAUGAUCGGCGACGGCAGUCGCGAUCUGUCGGGCAAUUUGGCGCUGCUCGAUAUGGCGACGGCUGUGCGCUGGGUGCGGGACUACAUCGCCUGGUUCGGGGGCGACCCGGCCCAGAUCAAGCUGGUCGGGCAUGGGUCGGGUGCGACGGCCGCGAUGGUGCUGGCGUCGGCUACGAUGGCCCGCAGCUCGGUGACCGGUGUGGUGGCCAUGUCCGGCUCGUCGCUGCAGCCGAACGCGUACGAAACGGAGCCGGUCGGGGCGUACCGCGAGGCCACGAUGCGUCACCGGUGCGCGGCUGGGAACGAAACGGAGGUGGUGAAGUGUUUGCGCGACAAGACGACGGAGGAGAUUGUGCAGAUGGAUACGGAGCUGCAGACGGAGCGGUUCCGUGGCGAGAAGCUCGUGAACGGGGUGACACCACAGGCCGGGCUUAACCCGGUCGUGGAGGAGAAGGACGAUGGGCGGGGCCUGUUGGGCCUGCUGACAGACAAGCCGGAGGUGUCGCUGCAGGCGGGCGACUUUCCCAAGAUUCCGCUGCUGAUCGGUGUGACCAAGGACGAGACGGCUAAUGCGAUUGAUGUGAAAGAGAUUCAGUCCACGUUUAAGGGAGCUACAAACUUCCUGAAGAAAACGAGCUCACUCAUCGGGCUGGAGGGCUUCCUGAACGUGGAGAAGCAGGUGCAGGCACUGGACACGGUGGGCGGCGUACUGCAGCUGGACAAGUACCUGGAAAUCCCGGCCGGCUGGGAUGUGACGCAAAUCUUCAGCAAGCUCGUGGAGGCCACGACGGACGCCGUCUUCAACCUGCCCGCCGUCGUGUCCGCCCAGGCCUGGAGCAAAAGCUCCAAAGCCUUCAUCUACAGCUUCGAGCACCGGUCGGACAGCACCAAGGGUCGCGACUUUCUGGCCGGCCUGCCGAUCGUGGCGAAAACCGGCACUAACGGAGCGGACGGCCGACUCGUUGGCCACGGUGAUGAGCUGGGCCUGCUGUUCGACACGCACGACCUGUACGGCAAUCCGAUCGCGUCGGCCGCGCUCAAGUCCGCGAAGGACCUGAACGCACGGAAAUCGUUCGCCUCGUUCAUCGCCAAGUUUGCGUACCUCAACAUGAGCAGCAUGCACCAGGACAAUGUGUUCAAGAGCUUCUCCAGCAAGGGCACCCCGUUCGUGCGAGUCGGCGAAAAGAUAGCGGUGGACAACGACUUCAGAUUCUGUCAACUGUCCAUCUGGGGGGCGCAGCUCGAGGCACUGAAGUCACUUUCCUGCUCGUUCCUGGGCGAGGGGCUCGGCUCGGUGAGCAAAGUGGUGGGUAAUGUCGUGCCCAUUAACAAAGUGUCCGGAUUACUGUUCGGUGGAUAGUCGUUUCGAACGACCGAGAGAGACAGAGAGAGAGAGAGAGAGAGAGAGUACGACACGGAGACACUACAGCCAUUUACCGAAAGUGUGAGCCAAGCGGAACUCCGGUAAACACAACGAUAGUGGACCGGCUUUUUAUGAUGUACAUCCUUCAAGGCGCCGAAUGGAAUAAGUUUCACGCCCGUCUCCCUUUCUCCGCCCGCACGUCGCGUAAUAAAGUGUACUUGUGUGGUACAUAAAA